UUGAUUUGAUGUUCAGAUAGGGACCAUAAAAAUAUCAGUAGUUCCAAGAUGAAUAGCGAGUGGUAUCGAACAAGCAAGAAUUCCCUCAAGAAGUGUAGGCGGGCGUUCUUGGAGGUAAGGAGGGCAAUUUGGAUUUUCCAUCUGAUUAGAUUCCCCCUGAUUUUAAUUUGGCUGAACUGCACAGAGUAUUUGAUAGAGUAAUCAUUUAGGAAGCGUGGAAUGUGGGAACAACGAAGUUAUCAAAGAGUUAAUUGAGAAGUCUGAGGUUACAUUAGAAUGCUCCAAAUGUUUCAGAAGAAGAAAAAUUGGUUGGACAGAUAUGCAAAUGUUGUGCUCGUUAGGUGCCAAAAGACAGAGUGAAAAUAGAUUGCAAUAAUUAGGAUUACUCGUUUCUGGGAGCAGGUAAUGAUGUGAUUCAUUUAGGUAUGCCUUUGUAUUUUGAAUACAUAAAGGCAUGUAUUUUAAUGUUGAUUGUGAUGUUUGUAACCUCAGGAGAUUACAACAUCAUCACCAACAUAGCCUUCGGUUAAUCGUGUUAAACAUUGGAUAAGAGUAUCGGAAUUGAGAUUGAUGAGAAAACAGUUUGUAUAUUCAAUUGGGUGACAGGGUUGUCUUUGGCAAACAAAAGGGAGGAUUAAGAAUUUAUUGAUUUGCAAUAAAUGCUCAAUUUGAUAUCCAUGUUGACACUCAUCAUCUUGUUUCAAUAUUUCAGGAAAGAACAAAGAGCCUUCGACACUGAAAUUGAUUCCAGUACUUACUAUGCAUCCGAUUAUACAAUACUGUUGAAGAACAUUCCCACUCACACUGAAGGAUUGAAAAACGAUGACUUCGAUCAAGAUCUCAAGGACUAUCUCGAGGUCUACAUCGAGAGAACCUACGAAAAGCCAAGUGAAGUUCUGGAUUAUGAGGAAGAACUCAGACAAUUUUUAUAAAGAAAUAAUAGACCAGAGAAGAAACUAUCAAGAGUGGUAGCAGUUAACUUGUGUUACAACAUAGAAGAACAAACUAUAUUGGAGUAGGAAAAACAAACCAAGAUUGCUUAAAAGUAAAAGGUAUCGAUAAUGUUCAGUAUUUUAGUUGUUGCCUGAUUUGUAUGAUCAAGGUCUGUUGCCAGGCAGUGAGGACAUAAACAACAAUGAAUAGAUUAAAGAAAUUGAUGCUCAGAUAACUGAGAUUGAGUCAAAGUUGGAAGCCUUGGAGAAAAGAUUUGUUGAAGGGAAAGAUGUUAAAUAGUAUUUCUUGGGAUAAGCAUUUGUUACUUUCAGAUGGGAGAGUGAUGUCUAAUGGAUGCUGAUUGAUCAUAGAUUGUCCUUAUGUUCCAGAAUUCUUGGCAGAAAGAGCAACUUAAUCUACAGAGGUUCAUAAUUGCAAGUGGAAUAACCUCCAGAACCAACAGAUGUCUUUUGGGAGAAUUUGCAUAUCCAAACAUCUCAGAAGAUAUGGAGAAGAAUCCUAGGAUAUUUCCUUACCUUUAUCAUCUUGGGAAUCUGUGGUGGAUUGAUCUACUGGUUAUCUGCUGUUCAAGCUCAGAGUGCUGAUGAGUAGGCCAAAGCAGUGAAGAAUGGAGAUUUAAAUCCUAAUUAUAAAGUUAAAGUGAUAGCGUAAUUGGCAUCCAUUUCAAUCAUUGUUAUUAAUUACAUCCUCAGUGUUGUGAUAAGGAAGGUCUCCCUCUUUGAAAGAUUCUCAACUCAAACAGGAUUCAACAUCAGUCUAGCAAGUAAAUCUAGUCUGGCCUAAUUUGUUAAUACUGCAGUUAUUACCUUCGCCAUCAGCACUUGGGUUACUAAAAAUAUAUAUGGCACUGGAGGAUUGGUUUACAAUUAAACUUAUGUGUUCAUCUCUAACGCAAUCUUACCAGCUUUAAUUCAACUUGUUGACUCAUCCACUAUUUUGAAAUGGCUCUACUAAUUCUUUGAAUUGCGAAAGGGCAAGUCUUCAGUCAAAACAUAAAAACAACUCCAUGAGUACAGUUUCCAUUAUAGUUUUUAGUUUAUUCGAGAGACCAGUCUUUGACAUAUCGACAUCCUAUGCAACAGUGUUGAAGAACAUGUACGUUGUCGCCUUCUAUGCCUCUGUCAUUCCUAUUGGUUUAGUAAUCACUUGUUUUGCUUUACUCUUUUUUUAUUGGGUUGAAAAAUACAAUAUUGCUAGAAGAAGAACAAUUAAGUACAAUUACUCUUCAGUACUCUCAAGAGAAAUGAUCGAAUAAUUGGAGUAUGUCCUGCCAAUUUAUUGCGUAAGAACCUCUCAUUCUAUCACUAGUUGACGAAUCUUUGGUGGGAAUAUACCUUCUUGUAAUCAAUCUCAACAGAGGCCAUCAUUGGAGUGUGCUUCGGAAUUGCCAAUGCCAUCUUGCCAAUGCAUGAAAUCAAUAAGUUGUUGUUCCGCAUGAAGGCCAAACCCAAUGAGCAUCUACCCAUCAAUGAGGCUGAAGUUGGGUUCCUCACUGUACUCUCUAUAUCAUGAUUUCAAUAUAGGAUUAUUGUCGAGAGAAUCCCGCCACUGCUGAAACUGAAAGAGCCAGGUACUAGGAAAGAGUGACUAGACAUCAGAAGGAUAGGAUUGCUAUGGAGUAAAUGUUUGAAUAAUGA
Paramecium octaurelia is the source of this 2591-nucleotide messenger RNA. NCBI's taxonomy places the organism in Eukaryota, Ciliophora, Oligohymenophorea, Peniculida, Parameciidae. The record is from the annotation of a GenBank genome assembly.